Nothoprocta perdicaria is the source of this 697-nucleotide messenger RNA. RefSeq names its product small integral membrane protein 3 (gene SMIM3). The coding region runs from base 25 to 207 and encodes 60 amino acids. NCBI's taxonomy places the organism in Eukaryota, Metazoa, Chordata, Aves, Tinamiformes, Tinamidae. The transcript is spliced from 2 exons. The record is from RefSeq and is a predicted model, not a curated record.
ACCAGAGGCGCCCCCAGGAUCAGGAUGGACCUCUCGGGCCACACAGACCCCACCGCCGCCCUCCCCAAGCACAUCCUGGACAUCUGGGUCAUCGUCCUCAUCAUCCUGGCCACCAUCCUCGUCAUGACCGCCCUGGUGCUCUGCCCGGCCACAGCGGUCAUCAUCUACCGCGUACGGACUCACCCCACGCGCAACGGCAUCGUGUGAGUGCCGGCGUCUCCGCCGGAGCCCGGCGGGAUCCCGGUGCCCAGGAUGCCGGCUCCGCAUCCCGCAGACCUGGCGGAUGGGGGGUUGCGCCGGGAUGGAGCCGCGAGGCUCUGCGGAGUGAGGGCCGUGCUGAGGGCUUCCCAUGGGAGCUGCUCGCUCCCACCACACGGCAGCCCCGUCACUCCUUUGCCAGCGACCUGCGUCCUCGCAGCUGGGGUGUCCCCGCUCCGUGUCCAUCCGUGGCUUUGGCACAUGAGGAACAAGGAGUGUGAACGCCUGGGAAUGUAAUUUCCUUGUAGGAAUCAGAGCUGUUGGGGCAGUAGGGACAAAAGCUCAAGCCAAGAGGGAUGUGGCUUCUGAUUGUGCGCUCAGAAACUGCACCAGAAGCAGUGGAGGGAAGAGCCCGUCCUGGCUUGGAGACGCAGCUGGUGCUGGUUACCCCCAUAGCAGGGGGCAGCCAAAGCCAUGGGAGGACAUUGCCGGCACCUGG